UGACCUCACGAAGCAUGCAGCUGGCAUGCGGUGGCUGCGCUACAACCCAACGUCUAAGCUCGUGAAGCUAGCUUUCCUCGCUCUCAGCGACAGCAGCAUCUUCGUCUGCGGCUCCGCCCAGCACUUCCUCGGCCGUUACCUAGGCGACGCGCACAGCAUCCAGGAGGCGGAGGAACUGCCGCCAGGUGGCGCCGCGGCGUUGAGCGACCCGGGGUUCUGCAUCCGCCAGCUUGUCGGAGUCGCGUUCGGCGAUGCGGCGGUUGCCGCGGCGACGCAUCGUCAGUACGACGGCUGCGAGCGGACGUGGAGAUCUGAGCGCGCCCGCACCAACGCGAUGCAGCUGCUGGUGCUGCUGAGUGAGACGGGUGCCGUCUCCAACCUCGUUGCCCUGCGAUGUGGCGACGCGGAGGCGCUGGCGACACUCUACGACUCGGGAGACGCACGCGUCUGUGAGGCAUCGACGGGUCUCGCGGUCGCCAUGGCGACGGACGUGGCGGAGCUGCGGGAGUUAGUGCGAGGGUUACUGCGACGACGCGGGUUCACGAGGGCAGCACUGAUGCUGGCUGCAGCCACGAUGAGACGGUUCAGGCAUGGCAACACGCCAGAGUGGCAGGAGUUUCUCGACAUCAUGCUGGAACCCGUGUCCGUGAUGCUGAGGCAGCGCUCCUCCUCUGACGGUCGCCACGGCAACGACAAUGCGGACGCCCUGCUCCACAGUCUCGCUGCCGUGAAAUCCCUCGUAGCAGACAACAGCUGUCCACAGGCCACGCACCGUGUCAUCCGCCGGCCGAUGAUCGACAUGCUGAAGCGCACUCUGGUGGCAGACGCGAGCGGCCGUUCGCAUGCACCCCCUGGUGACAGAGUGACAUCCGCGGCACUCGGGGUGGUAGAAGCGACGUUGGAUGGCUCAGUUACCGUGGCGAUGGACAACGACGAGGCGGAGGAGCUGAUUGUGAUGCUGUGUGGCGCCGCCGACAACCCGCAGCUGUCCUGCCCCCUGGUGGUGCAAGUCGUGCGCAUUCUCGGGCUGACGUUGCUGGCGGUUGCGACAGAGCCAGCCGUCGCCGCGGAGUUAGAGGUGGCGCUGGAAGCAGCGGGCGACGUGCUGAACAAGCGUAGUCUGGACGUGCGUUGGGAGGUUCGUGAUUCGUGUCUCGCAUGCCUGUGUCGGCUCGCCGGCUGCGCCCCGCUCUCUGAUUGGCUGGUGCGAGGGCGUCUGCACGGCGUCUGCUACAGAGCGACGAAUGACGCGGAGAGCUACGUCCGUGCGACCGCGAUCGAGGCGACGGGCGCGCUGUUCAACGACGACGCACACAGCGGCGCCCUCUGGCGGGACUGCCACUGCGACCUGUCUAACUGA
Molecule: messenger RNA, 1360 nt
Organism: Priapulus caudatus
Lineage: Eukaryota; Metazoa; Priapulida; Priapulimorpha; Priapulimorphida; Priapulidae
Exons: 7
Coding region: 26-1360 (444 amino acids)
Biological process (GO): positive regulation of protein phosphorylation; DNA damage response; cell population proliferation
Cellular component (GO): nucleus
Source: RefSeq, a predicted model, not a curated record